AAUCGAUGAAUUUAUAGCAAAGUAGGACGUGUCAAGUUUGCCGGAAGAUUCUCGCUCAGAAAAAAUCCACGGAAAGCACAGCGAAAAUGACAAAUCUAAAAGUGGUUCUUAACAAAUUCUACGACGAAUACGUUAAUCACACUCCUAAGAAGCUCAAAAUCAUUGAUGCAUACUUAUUCUACAUUUUGUUAACGGGAGUGGUUCAGUUUGUUUAUUGCUGCCUCGUGGGAACAUUCCCCUUCAAUUCAUUCCUUUCCGGAUUCAUCUCCUGCGUCAGUUGCUUCGUGCUGGGCGUUUGCCUGAGACUACAAUCAAACCCUCAGAACAAGUCACAAUUCUAUGGAAUCUCUACUGAAAGGGGCUUUGCUGACUUUAUCUUCGCUCAUAUUAUCCUACAUUUGGUCGUAAUGAAUUUCAUCGGGUAGAUUUUGGCUUCAUUUUUAUCAAAUUUUGUGCAUUGAAGAAAGAAAAUAAACAGGAGAUGUGAGCCAUUAAGGCUCUUUAUGGUAAAUCGA
Messenger RNA from Phlebotomus papatasi, 515 nucleotides. RefSeq names its product dolichyl-diphosphooligosaccharide--protein glycosyltransferase subunit DAD1 (gene Dad1). Bases 87 to 425 code for a protein of 112 amino acids. Lineage: Eukaryota; Metazoa; Arthropoda; Insecta; Diptera; Psychodidae. Gene Ontology annotation, biological process: protein N-linked glycosylation. Gene Ontology annotation, cellular component: membrane; oligosaccharyltransferase complex. The transcript has 2 exons. The record is from RefSeq and is a predicted model, not a curated record.